This is a messenger RNA of Doryrhamphus excisus (bluestripe pipefish), 5011 nucleotides long. NCBI's taxonomy places the organism in Eukaryota, Metazoa, Chordata, Actinopteri, Syngnathiformes, Syngnathidae. The record is from RefSeq and is a predicted model, not a curated record.
ACUCCUUGGAGCCUGAAAAGCAGCGCAUUUCAUCUCUCAUGCGCGAAAUCAAAGCGCAGGCGUGAAAGGCGAGAAGAGGAGGCGGCCAAUCUUUGCGCAGACUGCCUGCAGCCCAGUGAUGAUGAUGAUGAGGAUGAUGAUGCUGAUGCUGAUGCUGGUGCCUAAAUGGAGCCCGUGAUGUAAAUAAGGAUGGCGAGGGCAGCGGAUGGAACAUGCCGCCUAAUCUGUGCAUGACAUCGGGAGCAUUUCUCUCUGCAUGCCUUGUGAAGCCACAGACAAACGCCUCGAUGCCUCUCGUUUGAAACAGGAGCCAAAGAAAGACGGGCGGCUUCUCCUUACGCAAAGAAAAAGAAAAGAAGAAGAAAACACUCGGGAUAUAAACAGGUCAUUAUGACCUUAGUAGCCUCCAGUGCAAGGAAACCAUCGGAUUGCAUUCAGGCGGCAGCUUUCUGCUUGCAUCUUCUGCUUUGGAUCUCUUGCUCAGUGUCCGGAGAGGAGCAGCACCUCUUCAGCGUCGAGGGAUGGCUACAGAGGUACGGCUACCUUCCCCGCCCCGAACCCAAAAUGUCUGUCCUGCGCUCUGCCCAAACCAUGCACUCGGCCAUUGCCGCCAUGCAGCGUGCCUACGGCCUCAAUGUCACCGGGACGCUGGAUGACAGAACCAAGGAUGAUAUCACAGCUCGUUGGAUGCAAAGGCCCCGCUGCGGCAAUCCAGACAGACUCAAGAGUGCUUCGAGGUCACGGAGGCGAAGAUAUGCGCUGACAGGACAGAAGUGGCAGCGUACACACAUCACCUACAGCAUUAAAAAUGUCACGCCAAAGGUGGGCGCCCGCGAGACCCACGACGCCAUCCGCAGGGCUUUCGACGUGUGGCAGGGCGUGACCCCGCUGCGUUUCGAAGCUGUCCCCUACAGCGCCCUGGAGACUGGCAGGCGCGACGUGGACAUCACCAUCAUCUUCGCCUCGGGUUUCCACGGCGACAGCUCGCCCUUUGAUGGAGAGGGUGGUUUCCUCGCCCAUGCCUACUUCCCGGGGCCAGGCAUAGGAGGGGACACCCACUUUGACUCUGACGAACCUUGGACCCUUGGGAAUCCCAACCAUGAUGGAAACGACCUGUUCCUGGUUGCCGUUCACGAGCUGGGUCAUGCCCUCGGCCUGGAACACUCCAACGACCCCACAGCUAUCAUGGCUCCUUUCUAUCAGUACAUGGACACAGAGAACUUCAAACUACCUCAUGAUGACCUGCAGGGCAUCCAGAAGAUCUACGGUCCACCAGACAGAGCCCCGCAGCCGACCCGGCCUCCGCCCACGGUACCGCCUCCCCGCUUCCACCUGCCCUCAGACCCCCGCAAGCACGACCGCCACGCAAGGCCUCAUCGUCCUCCGCAAGGAGCCAAGCCGUCCAACCCAAACUCCAAGCCCAACAUCUGUGAUGGGGGCUUCAACACGCUGGCCAUCCUCCGCCAGGAACUCUUUGUCUUCAAGGACCAAUGGUUUUGGAGGGUGAGGGACAACUCUGUGGUUCCUGGAUACCCCAUGCAGAUCAACUACUUCUGGAAAGGCUUGCCUCCCAAAAUUGAUGCUGUCUAUGAAAACAGCGAAGGAAAAUUUGUGUUUUUCAAAGGAAACCGUUUCUGGGUCUUCAAGGACACGACUCUGCAGCCGUCCUACCCUCAGGACAUCUCGUUGUUUGGCAGCGGCAUGCCCACGCAGAGCAUUGAGACUGCUGUCUGGUGGGAGGAUGUGGCCAAGACCUACUUCUUCAAAGGAGACAGAUACUGGCGCUACAAUGAAGAGAUGAGGACCAUGGACCCAGGCUAUCCCAAACCCAUCACCAUCUGGAAGGGCAUCCCUGACUCACCACAGGGGGCUUUUGUGGACAAAGCCAACGGCUUCACGUACUUUUACAAGGGUAAGGAGUACUGGAAGUUCAACAAUCAGCUGCUCCGCGUGGAGCCCGGUUACCCGCGUUCCAUCCUGCGGGACUUUAUGGGCUGCGACGGCCUCCCCCCAGACCCAGACUGGGACUGGAGCCCGCCAGCGGCCGAGGAGCGGCACUACGACAACGGCGACGCCGACGUGGUUAUCAAACUAGACAGUGCGGGGGGCACGGAGAAAGCGGUGGCCAUCGCCAUCCCCUGUGUCCUGGCACUGUGCAUGAUGGUCCUGCUUUACACCGUGUUCCAGUUCCGUAGGAAGAGCACGCAACGCCACAUACUGUACUGCAAGCGCUCCAUGCAGGAGUGGGUGUGAGGGGAGGGAUGCAGAGUCUUUGACAAAGGUCUAAAAAUUGCCCCCCCUCCCUCCCCCUUUGUUGGGUGAAGUACACGACAAUGGCGGCGGAACUGCACAAACGGUGCAAAGCGCAAGGAGACGGCACACAGUGAGGGAGCCAUAUCUCUCAAGUCCUAUGUAUUUAUCUACUUUGACUCUUUUCUCUAACUUGCAACAAACAUGAAUUGAGUUAAGCUCCUGUAUGUCAGUGGGACCUAUCGUCUCUGCACAUUUGCUUGAAGAGCCCCAACAAGAGCACCGACAAAUUAGAUUUUAGGCUUUACUUUCAGUCUUAAUAGAAUCAACUUGAGCUGUGCGUUUUCUUUUUUAUUUUAAAUGUAUGGGAAAGAAUAUUCAUUGUGUGACGGACUACUAGGGCCUUUUCUUCCAAAGAGGAUGAUGAAUCAGUUUUGUUGUUGGGGACAUAUUCAGAUUUUUUUUUUUUGUAUAAUUUGUGAAGACAGCAGGCAGUUGAUAAAGUGUGAUAUGUUCAAAAAUUUUAAAAAGCGUAUUUAUACUAACAUUAGUGACAUUAAAUGGCACAGACUGUAUUGCAAGCAAAGACAUUAAAGGUCCCAAUUACAGUAUUCAAAUUAUUUAUUAAUUAUUUAUUAUUAUAAUUAAAUCACAGUAUUAAAUUAAGUCCCACAAUAGUGUAUUGGAAGUGUAUUGUCUAAAAUGCGGCUUUGAUUUUGGAAUUAUACCGUUUAAAAGUGCUUUUAGUAAGCUACCGGGAACUCCCCAUUAUGUGAGUCUGUAGCUUUGAGCUAACGCCAAUGAGCCAUGUUUGUCUCCAAGAAGCGCUAUUGUGUGAUUUAUUCACUUUUUACAUAAACACUGUAAGUCUGCCAUAUAUUACAUACAACAGGUAGGAUUGCAGGUAACAUUAGGGAGGACACAAACGUUAGCACUAGCAUAGCUAUGUGAGCUACAAUGCUAAUAUUACACCCACAUUUUAAGAGUCGCAUCAUGCUAAGUUAGCUCAUUCUAUAAAGAAAAACAAAAUGAUCAAACUUACGUCAUUUUAAGAUAUGGUCUUCUUUGGUUUGGUUGUUUGAGCGCCUCUUCUCACUUUUGGUGCUCAUAUAGUAGAAGCUCUAUGGACACCAGUAUCAUUCAAAAGUACAUUUGACAUAAUCAGGGACCUUUAAUUCCAAUGCUUUGUAAUUCAUUCACUUUGGGGGCACAGUUAUAAUCAACCUGUUCAUUUUUUAAAGCUAUACAAACAUUUCUGUUUGGUGAAUUGGUGAACGAUCAAACCUACUUCUUCAAGCUGCAAUUCCCUUCUCCAUCCAUUUCAAUUCAUUUUCUAUGCUGCUUAACCUCAUUAGGGUCGCAGAUAUGCCGGAGCCUAUCCCAGCCAUUCAACCCACAUUCAUACCUAUGGACAAUUUAGAGUCUCUGGUUAAUCGAACAUGUAUGUUUUUCAAAUGGAGAAAACCAACGCACGCAUGGACAACACAUACUAACUCCACACAGAGAUGCCCAAGAUGCGAUUCAAACCUACGUCUUCUCGAUUUUUUGACUGUGUGGCCAACAUGCCAACCACUCGUCCACCGUGCAGCUUAACUACAUUCAUCCAUUUUAAAUAGCUUUGCCAAUUCAUAAUCAUAUAUACUACAUUUUUUACAUUCUGCAUAAAACAAUGGAUGCGGAGGACAAGGAAAGCAGAUAAAAGCUAACAUUUUAGGGUAAAAAUAAUGCCUAGAUACUUACCUGCAUGUCAUACACAACUAAUGACGCUAUUGUUAUACUACACUGCAACAAAUUACAAAAAAAUAUAAUAAAACAAUAACCAGGAUUAAUUAAUAAGCCAAAAAAAGUAUCGUCAUAAUGAAAGCACUUGUUGACUAAUCCAGUUUUUCUACAAGCAAGCUAACACUGCUACAAUUAAUGAGUAUAUUUGACAAAAAAACAAACAAACAAAUGUUCUAACAAAUAUCCUGUGACGUUCCAUAUAUAAAAUCCAAUAUUUAUACGAUAGAUGUCUAACCAAAGUUAAAUUAUAUUUAGGCUCAUUUGAGCAGCAAAUGUAUGAUAAAUGCAAUACACAAGAUAAGAAAUGCUGUAUGUCGGUGUAUUGGUGGAGUUCGCCAGAUGAGGGCGCAAUCACUAUGAACUUUUUUAAUGUUUAUAUAUUUGUGCUUCUUCUACUUGAAACAUCCUCACCCCUUGGUUUCAAUCUAUUGUUUCAUAUUUUAUAACAUAUCUGACGUGGAAACAUAAGCAAAAGAAGCCGGGCCUUAUGACUGAUGGCCGCAGCUUUUGCGUGGCAUCAUCAUUUUAAAGGAGAAAAAGACAAUUUCACGCCAGAACUGGAACUCUGGUGAUUUUUGAGUGAUGUCCAAUCCAAGCUGCUUGAUGUUGAUCUACGGUGAAAGGUUGUAAUUGUUGUACAGGGGGAAAUUUGUGGCUGAUUUUUUUCCUUGCCUCGGCAGACCUACCUAAUAACACCAAUAGUUCCUUCAUGUUAUCACUCAUAUCAGAACUUUCAAGUGGCUCAAUGCUGUACUUAGCAGCAUACUUACAAUGUAAUAGCGCCAAACUACAGUAUGUCAACAACAAGCAUUAGGGCUAAGACAGGAAGUAGCUUGUGUGAUAGAAGUAAACCUUACUAUUGUACAUAAUAGGGGAGGAUGCUGUCUGCUUGGAGGUAUUCUGUUUGUUUUUUUAAAUCCAUCUAUGGGUAAUGAUGCUGUGUGUUAUAAAUAAAAAAAACAAGUGCAUAAUAAAUGAA